Amorphotheca resinae ATCC 22711 is the source of this 549-nucleotide messenger RNA. RefSeq lists its product as hypothetical. The annotation marks the transcript as partial. The transcript has 3 exons. Gene Ontology annotation, biological process: ribosome biogenesis; snoRNA guided rRNA pseudouridine synthesis. Gene Ontology annotation, molecular function: box H/ACA snoRNA binding. The record is from RefSeq and is a predicted model, not a curated record. Gene Ontology annotation, cellular component: box H/ACA snoRNP complex. Lineage: Eukaryota; Fungi; Ascomycota; Leotiomycetes; Helotiales; Amorphothecaceae.
GAAGGGCUAGGCCGUGGUGGUUUUCAGCAAAGAGACAAUGGACCUCCAGCAGAUGUACUUGAAAUGGGAACUUUCCUCCAUGCCUGCGAAGGAGAAAUCAUCUGCGAAUCCAUCAACACCAAAAUCCCGUACUUCAAUGCGCCCAUCUAUCUGCAAAACAAGACACCAAUUGGCAAAGUUGACGAGAUCCUGGGCCCUAUCAACCAAGUCUACUUCAGUGUCAAACCGAGUGAGGGCAUCCAAGCAACGUCUUUCAAAGCUGGCGACAAGUUCUACAUUGGCGGCGACAAACUUCUUCCCCUAGAAAAGUUCCUUCCUAAGCCUAAGCCUCCCCCAGGAGCCCCGAAGCCAAAGCGAGCUGGUGGUGCGAGAGGCGGUAGAGGCGGGCCCAUGCGCGGAGGCAGAGGAGGUGGAAGAGGCGCACCGAGAGGAAGAGGCGGCGCCGGAAGAGGUGGCGGCCGAGGAGGUGGGGGUUUCUCCAGGGGUGGAAGUGGCUUCACUCCCAGAGGCAGAGGAGGUGCCAGAGGAGGGUUUACUCGGGGGCGCUGA